Molecule: messenger RNA, 6176 nt
Organism: Nyctereutes procyonoides (raccoon dog)
Lineage: Eukaryota; Metazoa; Chordata; Mammalia; Carnivora; Canidae
Gene: ADGRG6
Product: adhesion G protein-coupled receptor G6
Exons: 25
Coding region: 317-4069 (1250 amino acids)
Biological process (GO): heart trabecula formation; cell surface receptor signaling pathway; myelination in peripheral nervous system
Cellular component (GO): membrane
Molecular function (GO): G protein-coupled receptor activity; laminin binding
Source: RefSeq, a predicted model, not a curated record
CUCGAGCGCCCCGCGGUCGCCCUCGCCCUCGCCCUCGCCCCGUCGCCCUAACUUUUCUCCGACUUGCCUGCGAGGAGGAACCUGCCGCCCCGCCCGGCCCGGGCCGCGGGGAGCCGGCGCUCGAACCCGGCCGCGGGGCCUUCCACCUGGCGCCGCCCCGGCCGGGGACCCGCCGUGGACCCGCCGUGGACCCGCCGGGGACCCGCCGGCAGGAGCGUGCAGGAGCGUGCAGGAGGGGCGGGCACGCGGGCAGCGCAGCCGGGAGGCCGCGGACGGGACUGCGCGGCCCCGGCGACCUCAGCGCAGCGAUGCCGGCAUGAUGUUUCACUCAGAUCAAAUGUGGAACUGUCAUUGGAAAUGGAAGCCACAUUCUCUUUUGUUCUUAUUUGCUUUAUGUAUUGUGUAUGUUCCUCUUUCAGUGUGGGGAUGUGCCAACUGCAGAGUUGUCCUAUCCAACCCUUCUGGGACAUUUACUUCUCCGUGCUACCCUAACGACUACCCUAACAGCCAGGCUUGCUUGUGGACCCUGCGAGCCCCCACCGGCUAUAUCAUUCAGAUAACGUUUAAUGAUUUCGACAUUGAAGAAGCUCCCAAUUGCAUUUAUGACUCAUUAUCCCUUGAUAAUGGAGAGAGCCAGACUAAAUUUUGUGGAGCAACUGCCAAAGGCCUAUCAUUUAACUCAAGUGCGAAUGAGAUGCAUGUGUCCUUUUCAAGUGACUUUAGCAUCCAGAAGAAAGGUUUCAAUGCCAGCUACAUCAGAGUUGCUGUGUCCUUAAGGAACCAGAAGGUCAUUUUACCCCAGACACAAGAUAGUUACCAGAUAUCUAUUGCCAAAAGUGUCUCUAUUCCAGAGCUCAGCGCUUUCACUCUCUGUUUUGAAGCAACCAAAAUUGGCAAGGAAGACCAUGAAUGGAUAGCUUUCUCCUACUCCAAUGCCUCCUUCACACAGUUACUUAGUUUUGGAAAGACCAGGAAUGGCUACUUUAUUUCUAUUUCUGGUUCAAAAUGCUUCCUGAACAGUGUGUUACCUGUGAAGGAUAAAGAAGACAUUUUCACAGAAAGCUUUGAGCAGCUCUGCAUUAUUUGGAAUAAUUCUCUGGGUUAUGUUGGUGUAAAUUUCAAAAGAAACUAUGAAGCAGUUCCAUGCGAGUCUACCAUCAGUAAAGUUAUUCCUAGAAAUGGAAAAUUGUUGUUAGGCUCCAGUCACAAUGAAAUUGCCUCCCUAAAAGGGGACAUUUAUAACUUUCGACUUUGGAAUUUUACCAUGAAUUCCAAAAUCCUCUCCAACCUCAGCUGUAAUGUGAAAGGGAAUGUGGUUGACUGGCAGAAUGACUUCUGGAAUAUCCCCACGCUAGCUCUGAAAGCAGAAAGCAACCUAAGCUGUGGUUCCUACCUGAUCCCACUCCCGGCAGCAGAACUAGCCAACUGUGCAGAUUUGGGGACACUCUGCCAAGCUACUGUAGACUCUCCUAGUACUACACCACCCACUGUCACCACUAACAUGCCUGUUACUAAUAGAAUCGAUAAACAAAGGAAUGAUGGAAUUGUCUAUAGAAUUUCCAUAGUGAUUCAAAAUAUCCUUCAUCACCCUGAGGUCAAAGUACAGAGCAAGGUAGCAGAAUGGCUCAAUUCAACCUUCCAAAACUGGAACUACACUGUUUAUGUGGUUAAUAUCAGUUUUCAUCUGAGCAUGGGAGAAGACAAGAUUAAAGUCAAGAGAAGCAUUGUGAAUGAUCAAAGGUUGGUGAUUUGGGCCCUUCUAGUUUACAAUGCUACCAACAAUCCCAAUUUAGAAGGAAAAGACAUUCAACAGAAGCUCUUAAAAAAUAAUGAAUCCCUGGAUGAGGGCCUGAGGCUGUAUGCAGUGAGUGUGAAACAACUGGGUUUAUGUCCUGCUGAUGAGGAUCCCAAAGGCUAUCAUUGGCCACUCAUCCCACCUUCUGUAUUCAACCUUCCCUGUCCAGGAAAGCAGGGCUUUUAUGCUUCACGGACAUGUUAUCGUGACCCUGCCAACACAUCUUUGGCCUACUGGGGGCCUCCUGAUAUCUCCAACUGUUCAAGGGAAGCAAAUGAAGUGGCCAACCAGAUUUUAAAUUUAACUGGUGAUGGGCAAACCUUAAACUCAGCCAAUAUUACCAGCAUUGUAGAGCAGGUGAAAAGGAUUGUGAAUAAAGAAGAAAAUAUUGAUAUAAUGCUUGGUUCAACUUUAAUGACUAUAUUUUCCAAUAUCUUAACCAGUCCGGACAGUGACUUGCUUGAGUCUUCUUCUGAAGCUUUAAAAACAAUUGAUGAAUUGGCCUUCAAGAUAGACCUAAAUACCACAUCACGUGUGAAUAUUACAACUCGGAAUUUAGCCCUUGGAGUAUCAUCCCUGUCCCCAGGGACAAAUGAAAUCUCAAAUUUUAGCAUUGGUCUUCCAAGCAAUAAUGAAUCCUAUUUUCAGAUGGAUUUUGAAAGUGGACAAAUGGAUCCAUUGGCUUCUGUAAUUUUGCCUCCAAACUUACUUGAGAAUUUAAAUCAAGAAGAUUCUGUGUUAGUUAAAAGAGCACAGUUUACUUUCUUCAAUAAAACUGGACUCUUCCAGGAUGUAGAAACCAAGAAAGGCACCUUAGUGAGUUAUGUGAUGGCAUGCAGUAUUGGAAACAUUACUAUCCAGGGUCUGAAAGAUCCUGUUCGAAUUAAAAUCAAACACACAAGAAGCCAGGCAGUGCCUCAUCCCAUCUGUGCCUUCUGGGAUCUGAACAAAAACGAAGGUUCUGGAUUUUGGAACACGUCAGGAUGUGUGGCACACAGAGAUUCAGAUGAGAGCGAGACGGUCUGCUUAUGUAACCACCUCACACACUUUGGAGUUCUGAUGGACCUUCAAGGAACUGCCUCACAGAUAGAUGCAAGAAACACCAAAGUUCUCACCUUCAUCACCUAUAUUGGGUGUGGGAUAUCUGCUAUCUUUUCAGCAGCAACUCUCCUGACGUAUGUUGCUUUUGAAAAAUUGCGAAGGGACUAUCCCUCUAAAAUCUUGAUGAACUUGAGUACAGCCCUGCUGUUCCUGAAUCUCCUCUUCCUCUUGGAUGGCUGGAUCACCUCGUUUCAUGUGGAUGGCCUUUGCACGGCAGUUGCUGUCCUGCUCCAUUUCUUCCUUCUUGCAACCUUUACCUGGAUGGGUCUAGAAGCCAUUCACAUGUAUAUUGCCCUGGUUAAAGUAUUUAACACUUACAUUCGCAGAUACAUCCUGAAAUUCUGCAUCAUUGGCUGGGGUCUGCCUGCCCUGGUUGUGUCCAUUGUUCUGGCAAGCAGAAACCAAAAUGAGGUCUAUGGAAAAGAAAGUUAUGGAAAAGAACAAGGUGAUGAAUUCUGUUGGAUUCAGGAUCCAGUCGUAUUUUAUGUGACCUGUGCUGGGUAUUUUGGAGUUAUGUUUUUCCUGAAUGUUGCCAUGUUCAUCGUGGUAAUGGUGCAAAUCUGUGGGAGGAAUGGCAAAAGAAGCAACCGGACCCUGCGUGAAGAGGUUUUAAGGAACUUGCGCAGUGUGGUCAGCCUGACAUUUCUACUGGGCAUGACAUGGGGUUUUGCUUUCUUUGCCUGGGGACCCUUAAAUGUCCCUUUUAUGUACCUCUUCUCCAUCUUCAACUCAUUACAAGGCUUAUUUAUAUUUAUUUUCCACUGUGCUAUGAAGGAGAAUGUUCAGAAACAGUGGAGGCGGCAUCUCUGCUGUGGUAGAUUUCGGUUAGCAGACAACUCAGACUGGAGCAAGACAGCUACCAAUAUCAUCAAGAAAAGUUCCGAUAAUUUAGGAAAAUCUUUGUCCUCAAGUUCCAUUGGAUCCAACUCAACAUACCUUACAUCCAAAUCUAAAUCCAGCUCUACCACUUACUUCAAAAGGAAUAGCCACACUGACAAUACUUCCAUGGACAAAUCCUCAUCAAAAUUGACCCAUGCUGAUGGAGAACAAACCUCAAUCAUCCCUGUCCACCAGGUCAUUGAUAAGGUCAAGGGUUACUGCAAUGCUCAUUCAGAUAACUUCUAUAAAAAUAUCAUCAUGUCAGACACCUUCAGCCAUAGCACAAAGUUUUAACGUGUUUAGUAUACAAAAGAAUCAGUCUGCAGAAACAUGAAGACCUGCAAGCAGUGAAAACCAUGACUAGCUCACGUGAAUGUGCUAUGAUCUAGGUAACUGUAUGUACAUGUAUGAGGAAUGUAUUUUGUUAAGAAGGCUUUUGUGAUUUUUUUUUUAAAUCUGUUUUUUCAGUGUAUUUCUUCCAUGGGGGAGUUUUGAUCAUCACUAAAACUUUAGUACUCAGAGCAACAUGACCCAGUAGCCACAGGGGAUAUGAUUUUUUAAAAUAUAUGAUUGGAUCAGACUAAUGAGAAUUCAAGGAGGUGGGGGAUAUUAAUGGACAGGGAGAGGCAGAGCUAGGACAAGCAUCGUUUAGCACUCAUUCACACCCCACUGUUAGGUUUUGGUAAAGCCAUUUGCUAUAUCAUCUUUCUCAACAAUGUAAAACAUAGGAAUUGUCAUAACUAUUUAGAUGACCACAAGUCCUUUCUCAGUGCUAGUUUCUAUGAAUGCAGUAGCAUUUCUUUUUCCAUAAAUUUUCAACCACAGAUGCAAAAGAAUGCUUAAUGUCUGACCCAAAGAUUAGAAAGGAAUUCUCUCUUAUUAUACUGUAUGUUUAACCUUCAGACAUCAAUAUUGCUUAAGAAAGAAUUUCCAAUAUUUUGACCCUGUUAAUACGAGGCCCUGUAAGUUUGUACUGUUUCAGCCAUCCUACUCAAGAUACAAGGUUUAAGCAUCAUCAUUAAUUAGAAUUUAACCCAUACAUUUGAUGAAGUAAAAUGCUGAGAUUCCAUUAGUGUGGAUUUCCCAACUUGUUGAAGAAUAAAUCCCUUAGACCUCCCGUUUUGCCCCUCUACCAUUUGCUGAGCCCACAGACUUAUGAGAUGAAUGAGGUUUUCCAUUAGGCAUACUGUGCAUAAUAGUCUCUCCCCUUUAGAAGAACAAUCAUUGAGACUCUAUAGCCCUUUCCUUGCUCUAGAGACUUUAAUUCAUCUCCAUUUGCACAAUUGGAAAGCCUCUUACUUCCUUUUUAAGUGUCUUGUUCCAAAGAAUAUAAACUGAGACAUAUGGGUGACUUUGUCUGCAGCAGCCUGGAACAGUCCUGGGAGACAUGAGCAUUGCUCAGCUUUCACUUUCAUAGUGUAUAUAGUAGGAAAGGAGAGUAAAUCUCAAGGUCACUAAAAUUCGCUACAGUAGAGCCAAAUCCUUUUCUAUAGCCGUAUUAAUAACAGGCUCUUAUUCUGGCAGAGGUUGCAUGUAGAUGAGAAUUAAUCUUAGUCACUGAAUCUUCAUAUAUUUUGCCCCCAGCCUUAGAGAUUCAUGAGAGAAUUUCAUUAGCUCUCUAAUGUGAAAUUUCUACCCAAAGUGCAUAUUUAGUUAAUAGUAUUGACAAGAUAACUUCCAAAAUGGCUUUCAUUUCUACUCCUAUUCAUUCAGAUCUGGGAAAACAUUUUCUUCUUUUCACCACUGACAACAAUGUCAACUCCACUUUUGAAAUUUCCAGUAAUCAGGUAAGGUGAAAUGAAGAAACAGCUGAAUAAAAACAUUUGUAGAUGGAUUUAAAAGCCUGAGCCAGAUCCACCCUCAGCUCCAAGCAUGGGCUUCUCACCUUCAUUGGGUUCCUUCAGAAAAGAAUUGCAGGAAUUUAGCUAUAGAGCCAAAAUUUAGUUUAGCCUAACCUUGAGAAUAAUAGCAGAUCAUAUUCCCUGUUUUUUUUUUUCUUCUUCUUGGUCCUUUUUUAAAACUACAUUGUGUUAACCUAGGAUCCUGAGAUAUUUCUCUUCCUGUCAUCAUUCCCUGCAUUGUGAAGCUUUUCUUUGUCCAUUGUUGGCAUAGACUCUUUUGUACAUAUUUAUUUAUUUGUGUUUAUAAAUGCCAGCUUGUUUCAUAUCUUAGCUCUACAUUGCCUGGAUUUGUUAUUUUAAUUAACUUUCUGUCAGAGAGACUGUAUAUAUAUUUUUCCUAAAUACUUUGUGAAAUAGUUUUCUGUAGCAAUAUCUUUGAAUAUGAUGAAUAAAAGUGACUGUGAGUGCAAAUUAGAAUUAGUAGUAAGAAGCUACUAUAGCUGAUUUGCCAUUUUACUUAAAUGGAAAAUGUUUUUCAAAUAAAUACUUACGUUGUUCGU